Molecule: messenger RNA, 2308 nt
Organism: Ciona intestinalis (vase tunicate)
Lineage: Eukaryota; Metazoa; Chordata; Ascidiacea; Phlebobranchia; Cionidae
Product: Y+L amino acid transporter 2-like
Biological process (GO): amino acid transmembrane transport
Cellular component (GO): membrane
Molecular function (GO): L-amino acid transmembrane transporter activity
Source: RefSeq, a predicted model, not a curated record
GGAUUUUUACGUAGUAUUUUAUUAAUACCAUUUAUAAUUAAGGUUUAAAAAAUUAAUGGUAGCAUUCAAUGGAUUAUACUUUGGCUUUUAAUCUUCCCGUUAUGCUUCAGUUGUUGCCAGCUGAGCAUAUUGACAUAACAUGUGAAUUCGUGCAUUGGUUGUAGUAUUUUUGUUGUUCGUAUAGUGGUAUUACUAGGAAAUAGAAAUAGAGCCUCAUUCUUGCCCAAAAUUUGUGUUUUAUUUAAUAGGUGAGUCUCCAUUGUUUAAAUGGCAUCAGUACGGUACAAAAAGCUUGAAAAUGUAUCUGAUGAUGAAGAAAUUCACGUUUUAACUGAUGCAUCAAAGUCACCAAGCAAUGAUGACAAGUCAAUUAAGCUAAAAAGGACGGUUGGAGUGCUGGAUGGGGCGAGUAUUGUUGUGGGGUCUAUGAUUGGGUCAGGAAUUUUCAUUGUCCCAACUGGAAUUUUAGGAUACUGCAAUGGGGACAUGACUAUGAGUAUAAUAAUUUGGAUAAUAGGUGGCAUAAUUUCAAUGUUAAUGGCUCUGUGUUACUGUGAGCUUGCCACAUUGCUGCCAGAAUCUGGCGGUACUGCAGCAUACCUAAAAGCAGCGUAUGGUGAUGCUGUUUGUUUUGUAUAUUUGUGGAUUUUGUUGGUUUCGGCAACUCCUCAAGGUUCUGCUGUGCAAGUUAUAGCUUUAGGGGAUUAUAUAUCCAAUGCAAUCAAAGUGCUAACCGGACAAUGUGGCUCAGAAUCAAAGCUCCAGUCGAAGUUGAUUGGGUGUUCGAUCAUGUUUCUUUUGUUGGUGUGCAAUAUGACCCGUGUAAAGUUUGCUCUUAAAAUACAGGUAUGGUGCACUGUCGGAAAAGUAGCAGCACUAGUUCUCAUAUCAACCAUGGGACUUAUAAUGUUGAUAUCCGAUAGUUCUUUAUUUGUUGCUAACUUUCAACACUCACUUUCUAGCAGUAUUGUGUACUCAUCAAAAACUUUAAAUAUUUCAAAUGAUGUUUCAGUGUUAAACACACUCUAUGCUUCAGUUCAUACUGCCCCUGAUAUAGCAAACUUCAGCCUUGCUAUAUUUCAAGCUCUAUGGGCAUAUGAUGGGUUCGAUAACCUGACUUACAUUACUGAAGAAGUAAAGAAACCAAAAAAAACAUUGCCAAAAAUUAUAAUUCUUUCUGUUUUGUUUGUAAUGGGAUUGUAUGUUGCUGUAAAUUUGUCUUAUUUUGCCGUCCUUAGUGAAAAAGAAAUGCUGGGGUCAAAUGCUGUUGCUGUGAGCUUCGCUGCGAAAAUCCAUCCUCUGCUAACUUAUGCUGUAACAACUGGUGUAUGUUUGUCAUUAAUCGGUUCAAUCAAUGUUGGUUUCUUGACUGUUGGACGGAUGCCAUUUGUUGCUGCAAGAAUGGGUUUUAUGCCUGAGGUUCUCUCAAUGAUUCAUAUCAACUGCUUUUCACCCGUUCCCGCCUUGCUGUUUCUUACUGCUUUAACUUCACUGAUGCUUAUUCCUAGUAAUAUUGACAUAUUGCUUAAAGCUGUCAUUUUUACAUUGUGGGCAUUUCGAAGUGGUUGUGCCUUGGGUGUAUUAAUAUUGAGGUGGAAAAUGAAAGACGUAAAAAGGCCUUAUAAGGUCUACAAAGUAACAGCAGUUCUGGCCACUGUGUUUGGCUUUUACUGUGUUUUGGUUCCACUUCUGUUCCGCCCACAAAUCCUAUAUGGUCUUUCAAUUAUUCUGGCCGUAACAUUUUACCUGAUCUUCUGUUUGUUGCAACGUGGGUACGUGCAGAUGACUGGUGUUGGAAAAAUCUCAAUCUUUGUUCAAAAGCUGUUGAUGGUCACUGCCACCAGUGAUGAAAAGAAAAUAUCAUAAGGAUACACAAUUCUACAUCUGAUGAAAGUAUUUCACUGGGUGUGACAUUUGGUGAUCCAAUUGACUGGUGGAUUCUUUCAUUCGUACUAUAUCGUUUAAUACCCAACUUUGGCAUUUUGUUUAAACUAACUAUGUUUUGUUUCUAAUGUAUUUACACAGCCAUUAAUAUGCACAGAUUUUAUUUGCAUCAGUAGGUACUUUUAACAAGUGCAAUUUCUGUUCAAUACACAAAUACUUUUCUUAUGCACUUGUCGGUAAAUAAUUUCUUAUUCAGACAAUCCUAUAUGUUUCUAUUGUUCGCAAUAUGUUUUCAGUUCUACUUUGUAUCUGUAUGUUGCAUCGUCAAUCCUUUCAUACACAAUUGUAGACGGAACAUGUUUUUGCCCCCUUUUGAAUAAUAAACUACCGCCCGAAUCGUUGUGAAUAAAGACAAUUGCCAGAU